AUAAAAACAGAAGAGGCCAGGGGACCCCAGACUGAGGCUGGGGCAGUGUUUGCAGACUCCAGCCCAGCCCCAGCUUGCAGGGUCCUCCAGUCCUGUGGCCCCUGACCCCAGGCUGGGAGGGUGCGGAUAAGAUCCAGAAUCUGGUCACUCCGGAAGGUGCGCUGACGUAGAACCAUGGUUAUUCUUCAGCAGGGAGACUACGUGUGGAUGGACCUGAAGUCAGGCCAGGAGUUUGAUGUACCCAUCGGGGCCGUGGUGAAACUCUGCGACUCUGGGCAGAUCCAGGUGGUGGAUGACGAAGGCAACGAGCAUUGGAUUUCCCCUCAAAAUGCCACGCACAUCAAGCCGAUGCACCCCACCUCCGUGCAUGGAGUGGAGGACAUGAUCCGCCUGGGGGAUCUCAACGAGGCGGGCAUUCUGCGCAACCUGCUCAUCCGCUACAGGGAGCACCUCAUCUAUACAUACACGGGUUCCAUCUUGGUAGCUGUGAACCCCUACCAGCUGCUCUCAAUCUACUCGCCAGAGCACAUCCGCCAGUACACCAACAAGAAGAUAGGGGAGAUGCCCCCCCACAUCUUCGCCAUUGCCGACAACUGCUACUUCAACAUGAAACGCAACAGCCGGGACCAGUGCUGUAUCAUCAGUGGGGAGUCAGGAGCAGGCAAGACCGAGAGCACGAAGCUGAUCCUGCAGUUCCUGGCGGCCAUCAGCGGACAGCACUCCUGGAUUGAGCAGCAGGUGCUGGAGGCCACUCCCAUCCUGGAAGCAUUUGGGAAUGCCAAGACCAUCCGCAACGACAACUCCAGCCGCUUUGGCAAGUACGUUGACAUCCACUUUAACAAGCGUGGUGCCAUCGAGGGUGCCAAAAUCGAGCAGUACCUGCUGGAGAAAUCACGAGUCUGCCGCCAGGCCCCUGACGAGAGGAACUACCACGUGUUCUACUGCAUGCUGGAGGGUAUGAAUGAGGAGCAGAAGAAGAAGCUGGGCCUAGGCCAGGCUGCUGACUACAAUUACUUGGCCAUGGGUAACUGCAUCACCUGUGAGGGCCGGGUGGACAGUCAGGAGUACGCCAACAUCCGCUCAGCCAUGAAGGUCCUCAUGUUCACGGACACGGAGAACUGGGAGAUCUCGAAGCUUCUGGCUGCCAUCCUGCACAUGGGCAACCUGCAGUAUGAGGCCCGGACAUUUGAAAACUUGGAUGCCUGUGAGGUCCUCUUCUCUCCGUCACUAGCCACAGCUGCUUCUCUGCUUGAGGUGAACCCCCCGGACCUGAUGAGCUGCCUCACCAGCCGCACCCUCAUCACCCGUGGGGAGACAGUGUCCACCCCCCUCAGCAGGGAGCAGGCGCUGGAUGUGCGGGAUGCCUUUGUCAAGGGCAUCUACGGACGUCUCUUCGUGUGGAUUGUGGAUAAGAUCAAUGCCGCCAUCUACAAACCUCCCUCCCAGGAAGUGAAGAACUCUCGCCGGUCCAUCGGCCUCCUGGACAUCUUCGGGUUUGAGAACUUCGCUGUGAACAGCUUUGAGCAGCUCUGCAUUAACUUUGCCAACGAGCACCUGCAGCAGUUCUUCGUGCGGCACGUGUUCAAGCUGGAGCAGGAGGAGUAUGACCUGGAGAGCAUCGACUGGCUGCACAUUGAGUUCACUGACAACCAGGAUGCACUCGACAUGAUCGCCAACCGGCCGAUGAACGUCAUCUCCCUCAUCGACGAGGAGAGCAAGUUCCCCAAGGGCACGGAUGCUACCAUGCUGCAUAAGCUGAAUUCGCAACACAGGCUCAACACCAACUACGUACCGCCCAAGAACAGCCACGACACCCAGUUUGGGAUCAACCACUUUGCGGGGAUUGUCUAUUAUGAGACUCAAGGCUUCCUGGAGAAGAACCGGGACACCUUGCAUGGGGACAUCAUUCAGUUGGUCCACUCUUCCCGGAACAAGUUCAUAAAGCAGAUUUUCCAGGCUGACGUUGCCAUGGGUGCGGAGACCAGGAAGCGCUCGCCCACACUCAGCAGCCAGUUCAAGCGGUCGCUGGAGCUGCUGAUGCGCACCCUGGGCGCCUGCCAGCCCUUCUUCGUGCGUUGCAUCAAACCCAAUGAGUUCAAGAAGCCCAUGCUCUUCGACCGGCACCUGUGUGUACGGCAGCUGCGAUAUUCGGGCAUGAUGGAGACUAUCCGCAUCCGGCGCGCAGGCUACCCCAUCCGCUACAGUUUUGUGGAGUUUGUGGAGCGCUACCGUGUGCUGCUGCCUGGGGUGAAGCCAGCAUACAAGCAGGGUGACCUCCGAGGGACAUGUCAGCGCAUGGCUGAGGCCGUGCUGGGCACACAUGAUGACUGGCAGAUUGGCAAAACCAAGAUCUUUCUAAAGGACCACCAUGACAUGCUGCUGGAGGUUGAGAGGGACAAGGCCAUCACAGACAGAGUCAUCCUCCUUCAGAAGGUCAUCCGGGGCUUCAAGGACAGGUCCAACUUCCUGAAACUGAAAAGUGCCGCCACACUGAUCCAGAGGCACUGGCGGGGGCACUACUGUAGAAGGAACUAUGAGCUGAUGCGGCUUGGCUUCCUGCGGCUACAGGCCCUGCACCACUCCCGGAAGCUGCAGCAGCAGUACCGCUUGGCCAGACAGCGCAUCAUCAAGUUCCAGGCCCGCUGCCGAGCCUACCUGGUGCGCAAGGCCUUCCGGCACCGCCUCUGGGCCGUGCUCACCGUGCAGGCUUAUGCCCGAGGCAUGAUUGCCCGCCGGCUACACAGGCGCCUCCGGGCCGAGUACCGGCGGCGUCUUGAGGCAGAAAAGAUGCGGCUGGCAGAGGAGGAGAAGCUCCGGAAGGAGAUGAGCGCCAAGAAAGCCAAGGAGGAGGCGGAGCGCAAGCAUCAGGAGCGUCUGGCCCAGCUAGCCCGUGAGGAUGCGGAGCGGGAGCUGAAGGAGAAGGAAGAGGCCCGGAGGAAGAAGGAGCUCCUGGAACAGAUGGAGAAGGCCCGCCAUGAGCCCAUCAGCCACUCAGAUAUGGUGGACAAGAUGUUUGGCUUCCUGGGGACUUCAAGUGGCUUGCCAGGCCAGGAGGACCAAGCACCUAGCGGCUUUGAGGACCUGGAGCGAGGGCGGAGGGAGAUGGUGGAGGAGGACGUGGAUGCAGCCCUACCCCUGCCUGACGAGGAUGAGGAGGACCUCUCUGAGUACAAAUUCGCCAAAUUUGCUGCCACGUACUUCCAGGGCACGACCACACACUCCUACACCCGGAGGCCCCUCAAGCAGCCGCUGCUCUUCCAUGAUGAUGAGGGUGACCAGCUGGCGGCGCUGGCUGUCUGGAUCACCAUCCUCCGGUUCAUGGGGGACCUGCCGGAGCCCAAAUACCACACAGCCAUGAGCAACGGCAGCGAGAAGAUCCCGGUGAUGACUAAGAUCUACGAGACCUUGGGCAAGAAGACGUACAAGAGGGAGCUGCAGGCCCUGCAGGGUGAGGGCGAGCUCCCCGAGGGGCAGAAGAAGACCAGCGUGAGACACAAGUUGGUACACUUGACCCUGAAGAAGAAGUCCAAACUCACAGAGGAGGUGACCAAAAGACUGCAUGACGGGGAAUCCACAGUGCAGGGCAACAGCAUGCUAGAGGACCGGCCUACCUCAAACCUGGAGAAGCUGCAUUUCAUUAUCGGCAACGGCAUCCUGCGGCCUGCACUGCGGGAUGAGAUUUACUGCCAGAUCAGCAAGCAGCUCACACACAACCCAUCCAAGAGCAGCUACGCCAGGGGCUGGAUCCUCGUGUCUCUCUGCGUGGGCUGCUUCGCCCCCUCCGAGAAGUUUGUUAAGUACCUAAGGAACUUCAUCCACGGGGGCCCACCUGGCUACGCGCCGUACUGUGAGGAGCGCCUGAGGAGGACCUUUGUCAAUGGAACUCGGACACAGCCACCCAGCUGGCUGGAGCUGCAGGCCACCAAGUCCAAGAAGCCCAUCAUGUUGCCUGUGACCUUCAUGGACGGGACCACUAAGACUCUGCUGACGGAUUCCGCAACCACCGCCAAGGAGCUGUGCAACGCUCUGGCUGACAAGAUCUCACUCAAGGACCGCUUUGGGUUCUCCCUCUACAUCGCCCUGUUUGACAAGGUGUCCUCCCUGGGCAGCGGCAGUGACCACGUCAUGGAUGCGAUCUCCCAGUGUGAGCAGUAUGCCAAGGAGCAGGGAGCACAGGAGCGUAACGCGCCGUGGAGGCUCUUCUUUAGGAAAGAGGUCUUCACACCCUGGCACAACCCCUCGGAGGACAACGUGGCCACCAAUCUCAUCUACCAGCAGGUGGUGCGAGGAGUCAAGUUUGGGGAGUACCGGUGUGAAAAGGAGGAUGACCUGGCUGAGCUGGCCUCCCAGCAGUACUUUGUGGACUACGGUUCUGAGAUGAUUCUGGAGCGUCUGCUGAGCCUGGUACCCACUUAUAUCCCUGACCGUGAGAUCACAUCCCUGAAGACUCUUGAGAAGUGGGCACACCUGGCCAUUGCUGCCCACAAGAAGGGAAUUUAUACCCAGAGGAGAACGGAUGCCCAGAAGGUCAAAGAGGAUGUGGUCAAUUAUGCCCGCUUCAAGUGGCCUUUGCUCUUCUCCAGGUUUUAUGAAGCCUACAAAUUCUCAGGCCCUCCCCUCCCCAAGAGUGACGUCAUCGUGGCUGUGAACUGGACAGGCGUCUACUUCGUGGACGAGCAGGAGCAGGUGCUUCUGGAGCUGUCCUUCCCAGAGAUCAUGGCUGUAUCCAGCAGUAGGGGAGCGAAAAUGAUGGCCCCUAGCUUUACGCUGGCCACCAUCAAAGGGGACGAGUACACCUUCACGUCUACCAAUGCCGAGGACAUCCGUGACCUGGUGGUCACCUUUCUGGAGGGGCUGCGGAAGAGGUCCAAGUAUGUGGUAGCAUUGCAAGACAACCCCAACCCUGCUGGCGAGGAGUCCGGCUUCCUCGGCUUUGCCAAGGGCGACCUCAUCAUCCUGGACCAUGACACUGGAGAGCAGGUCAUGAACUCGGGCUGGGCCAACGGCAUCAACGAGAGGACCAAGCAGCGUGGGGACUUCCCCACUGACUGUGUAUACGUCAUGCCCACUGUCACCCUGCCGCCACGGGAGAUUGUGGCCCUGGUCACCAUGACCCCAGACCAGAGGCAGGAUAUGGUCCGGCUCUUGCAGCUGCGCUCCGCAGAGCCAGAGGUGCGCGCCAAGCCCUACACACUGGAGGAGUUCUCCUACGAUUACUUCAGACCCCCACCCAAGCACACGCUGAGUCGGGUCAUGGUGUCCAAGGCCCGCGGUAAGGACCGGCUGUGGAGUCACACGCGAGAGCCGCUCAAGCAGGCCCUGCUCAAGAAGAUCCUGGGCAGCGAGGAGCUAUCCCAGGAAGCCUGCAUGGCCUUCAUAGCUGUGCUCAAGUACAUGGGUGACUACCCCUCCAAGAGGAUGCGUUCUGUCAAUGAACUCACUGACCAGAUCUUUGAGGGGGCACUGAAGGCUGAACCCCUCAAAGAUGAGGCCUACGUGCAGAUCCUGAAGCAGCUGACUGACAACCACAUCAGGUACAGUGAAGAGCGGGGCUGGGAGCUGCUAUGGCUGUGCACGGGCCUCUUCCCCCCCAGCAACAUCCUCCUGCCCCACGUGCAGCGUUUCCUGCAAUCCCGCAAGCACUGCCCACUUGCCAUCGACUGCCUGCAGCGGCUGCAGAAAGCGCUGAGGAAUGGGUCCCGGAAGUACCCUCCACAUCUGGUGGAGGUGGAGGCCAUCCAGCACAAGACAACCCAGAUUUUCCACAAGGUCUACUUCCCCGAUGACACUGACGAGGCUUUUGAGGUGGAGUCCAGCACCAAGGCCAAGGACUUUUGCCAGAAUAUUGCCAGCCGGCUGCUCCUCAAGUCUUCCGAGGGAUUCAGCCUGUUUGUCAAGAUUGCAGACAAGGUCAUCAGUGUCCCCGACAACGACUUCUUCUUUGACUUCGUCCGACACCUGACAGACUGGAUAAAGAAAGCACGGCCCAUCAAGGAUGGAAUCGUGCCCUCGCUCACCUACCAGGUGUUCUUCAUGAAGAAGCUGUGGACCACCACAGUGCCGGGCAAGGACCCCAUGGCCGACUCCAUCUUCCACUAUUACCAGGAGUUGCCCAAGUAUCUCCGAGGCUACCACAAGUGCACGCGGGAGGAGGUGCUGCAGCUGGGUGCCCUCAUCUACAGGGUCAAGUUUGAGGAGGACAAGUCCUACUUCCCUAGCAUCCCCAAGUUGCUAAGGGAGCUGGUACCCCAGGACCUCAUCCGGCAGGUCUCACCGGAUGACUGGAAGCGGUCCAUCGUCGCCUACUUCAACAAGCACGCAGGGAAGUCCAAAGAGGAGGCCAAGCUGGCUUUCCUGAAGCUCAUCUUCAAGUGGCCCACCUUCGGCUCAGCCUUCUUCGAGGUGAAGCAAACUACAGAACCAAACUUCCCUGAGAUUCUCUUAAUUGCCAUCAACAAGUACGGGGUCAGCCUCAUCGAUCCCAGAACCAAGGACAUUCUGACUACUCACCCCUUCACCAAGAUCUCCAACUGGAGCAGCGGCAACACCUACUUCCACAUCACCAUUGGGAACCUGGUCCGUGGGAGCAAACUGCUCUGUGAGACGUCGCUGGGCUACAAAAUGGAUGAUCUUCUGACUUCCUACAUCAGCCAGAUGCUCACAGCCAUGAGCAAACAGAGGAGCUCCAGGAGCGGCAGGUGAACAGCAGAGGAGGUGCCAGCCUGGCCCUGGCCGUCUGACCGCAUCUGCUAGGCUCUAGCCUGUCUGCCAGGAGGUCAGAACCUCCCUGCCCCCACCCUCCUCUGGUGCCCGGGCUCACUUCACCCUGCUCUGCUGUGCCUCCUGGUGUACGACCCUCUGUUCCCUGCACACCUCUCCUGAUCCAGACCCGCUCCAUUAAGCGGUCUGUGACUUUCUGUGUACUGAUGGGAGCUGGGAACAACCUAACCAUGUGUGCACUGAACUGACGCUUUGAAACCCUGGGGCCUGGGCUCAGGGUCCUUGGCAAUGGCCCCUGCCAUGAGCGCUACCACUGGGGCCUGCCUGGAAGACUCCUUCAGUGUUACCUGCUCCAGGAAGCUCUCCUAGACUACUUCCUGGGUCUGGACAAAGGCUCCUGGUUCUACCGGGGUCACUUCUCUGUGUGACAGCUGCAUGCUGGGUCCCUGUGAAAAUCUCCCUGACCACCUAAGGGCAUAA
This is a messenger RNA of Microtus ochrogaster (prairie vole), 7200 nucleotides long. It is a transcript of the gene Myo7a, whose product is annotated as myosin VIIA. NCBI's taxonomy places the organism in Eukaryota, Metazoa, Chordata, Mammalia, Rodentia, Cricetidae. The record is from RefSeq and is a predicted model, not a curated record. Gene Ontology annotation, cellular component: cytoskeleton; myosin complex. Gene Ontology annotation, molecular function: cytoskeletal motor activity; ATP binding; protein binding.